Prunus mume (Japanese apricot) is the source of this 709-nucleotide messenger RNA. RefSeq names its product mavicyanin-like. Lineage: Eukaryota; Viridiplantae; Streptophyta; Magnoliopsida; Rosales; Rosaceae. Gene Ontology annotation, cellular component: plasma membrane. Gene Ontology annotation, molecular function: electron transfer activity. The record is from RefSeq and is a predicted model, not a curated record.
ACUAAUAUUAUUGUGAAUAAUGCGAUGCUCCUUGUUAUAGCAGCGGUAGCAGCAUCAAUGAUGAUGCUGCCUACAGCAGAAGCUGCAUUGUAUACCGUCGGAGACGACUUGGGUUGGACCAUUCCUCCGGGCGGCGCUGCCACUUAUGCUGCCUGGGCUGCCAAGCAUAGCUUUGUAGUCAAAGAUAUUCUAGUGUUUAACUUUUCUGCCGGAGAAGAUGACUUGGCUGUGGUAACCAAGGAAGAUUUUGACACGUGUAACACCACGGACCCCUUAUAUGAAUUCGAAGAACCAGCGACACUUCAAUUUCUUGCAAGCGAUACAUUUUAUUUCACAAGCUCCUUGGCCGGCCACUGCUCCAAAGGCCAGAAGUUAGCCAUUUACUUCGCUCCCUCUUCAACCGAUUCUCCAAGUCCAAGUCCAACGUCCUCCUUCCCCCUCAAAUUUGUGUCUCAAAAGAUCAUGCAGGGCACGAGAACAUAAUUAAUCAAUUAUGUAACCAUCGAUCUUGAAGCCCAAAUAAAGUUAAUUACGUGAUUAUAUAAUUCUGUAAUUUUCAACAGCUUAAUCUUUUACAUAAAUGCAAGAAUUCAAGCUUGUUUCCUUCCUCCUCUUGUAUCAUAAUUAAUUUGUGAUACCGGAGUUGAUGAAACUGCGUAUGUAUGUUCAACUUUAUUUGAAGAUAAUCAACAUAAAGACAAGACGAGAU